Molecule: messenger RNA, 834 nt
Organism: Thlaspi arvense
Lineage: Eukaryota; Viridiplantae; Streptophyta; Magnoliopsida; Brassicales; Brassicaceae
Source: the annotation of a GenBank genome assembly
AUGGAGACUCUGCAUCCACUUCUCUCUCACGUGCCCACUUCUGACCACCGGUUCGUAGUUCAAGAGAUGAUGAGCUUGCAAAGCUCGAGCUGGACUAAAGAAGAGAACAAGAAGUUCGAGCGAGCACUCGCUGUGUACACUGAUGACACGCCUGACCGCUGGUACAAAGUUGCUGCUAUGAUCCCUGGCAAAACCAUCUCGGAUGUCAUGAGGCAAUACUCCAAGCUUGAAGAAGACCUCUUCGACAUCGAAGCAGGACUUGUCCCGCUCCCGGGUUACCCUUCGGCUACUCCAUGUGGCUUCGAUCAGCUCGUGGGUCCUCGUGACUUUGAUUUGUAUCACAAACAGCCUAAUGGAUCCAGAGGAUUUGAUCAAGAGCGGAGGAAAGGAGUUCCCUGGACGGAGGAAGAACACAGACGAUUCUUGUUAGGCCUGCUCAAGCAUGGGAAAGGAGACUGGAGAAACAUAUCGAGGAACUUUGUGGGAUCGAAAACACCAACUCAGGUUGCAAGCCAUGCCCAGAAAUACUAUCAGAGACAGCUCUCUGGCGCAAAAGACAAACGCAGACCUAGCAUUCACGACAUCACCACCGUCAAUAUUCUCAACAAAAAUCCCAACCGUCCGUCGUCUUAUCAUGACUGCUUCCUCCAACAACCGGUGGAGCCGAAACCAGGGCUCACCGACAAGGAUAAUGCAGAGGAGGGAGUGAUGUUUCUUGGUCAGAAUCUUUCCUCGGUCUUGUAUCCGUACGAUCCUGCCGUUAAGUUCGCUGGUGCAAAUGUUUAUGGCGACGGAGCUUACUGUAUCACCAGAUCCCGAAACUCAGCGUUCUAA